Messenger RNA from Pangasianodon hypophthalmus (striped catfish), 2944 nucleotides. RefSeq names its product zinc finger protein 182-like. Lineage: Eukaryota; Metazoa; Chordata; Actinopteri; Siluriformes; Pangasiidae. The coding region runs from base 136 to 1509 and encodes 457 amino acids. The transcript is spliced from 4 exons. Gene Ontology annotation, molecular function: DNA-binding transcription factor activity, RNA polymerase II-specific; RNA polymerase II cis-regulatory region sequence-specific DNA binding. The record is from RefSeq and is a predicted model, not a curated record. Gene Ontology annotation, biological process: regulation of transcription by RNA polymerase II.
UCCACUGACCUGAUCAGCACUUGUGCUUUGUACUUCCGCUUCCGGUAUAAUCCGGAAGUCCCAGUCGGCUGGCAGUGAUGUGCGCGCGCGCUGGUGUGUGUCUGGGCUGAGUGUGGCUCGCGCUAGUUGCGAGUGAUGUCAGUGGAGCGUGUGCAGUGGUGUGACGGUGACAGAGAGUUUCCAGCAGAAAUGAUGACCUCUGUGCGAUCAGUCGCUCUGAACACUGAUCUCUCCAUGGAGGAUAUCGAGCUUCUCCACACUCACAUCACUGCACUGAGGACGGAGGUGGCAGAGCUACACCACAAAUUAUCAACACACCACCCAGAAGCUGAGCUACAACACCAGCAGACAGUUUUGUGUCCUGAACUGAAGACUGAAGUGAAUCCUUUCCUAACGGAGCAGCAGGAAAAUGGCACGCUGAAACCGGAAUUCUGUUCGACUUCCGAGUGUAAAACUGAACCACAUCACACACACAUCCACUGUGAAGACCUACACACACUCACACGGGUGGAGGACGUUCAUGUUGUUGUUGUUUUUAAAAGCGAACCUGAGCCGAUGGAAAUCUCACACACUACACACACACACACUGAUGAACCCACACUACACACUACACGCACACACACUGAUGAACACACACUACACACUACACGCACACACACUGAUGAACCCACACUACACACUACACACACACACACUGAUGAACCCACACUACACACUACACGCACACACACUGAUGAACACACACUACACACUACACGCACACACACUGAUGAACCCACACUACACACUACACGCACACACACUGAUGAACCCACACUACACACUACACACACACACACUGAUGAACACACACUACACGCUUGCAUUAAGAUGUGUUCAGAGCAGCGGCUGGAUCGCAGGAACUCGGACAUCACACACAUGACUGUGGAACCGAGUCUGAAGAAAGAAGAACAUGAAGAUAAUGAAGAUGAUGAUUUUAAGAGUUAUGACCCAGCUGAUACGAGGAUCACAACUAACAAAACCAGAGUGAAGGAACUGGAACCUCCUGACUCAAAGCUCCACUGUGAGGAACUCUCUGAGAGGCCAUUCCGCUGCUCCAUCUGCGACAAGAGCUUCACUUUAGAGUUCAAUCUCCUCAAACACCAGAAGCUCCAUGCUGGAGAGAAACCGUUCCACUGCAGUCACUGUGGGAAAACCUUCACGCAGUUAUUCAACCUGACGUCUCACCAGAGAACACACACUGGAGAAAAACCCUUCCUGUGCAGCCAGUGUGGAAAACGCUUCUCUCAAGCCUCCAAGCUGAAAACACACCUCAGAAUCCACACAGGAGAAAAACCGUACGUCUGUCUGACCUGCAGGAAGAGCUUCUCCGAUUCAUCCACACUCAAUAAGCACCAGAGAACACACACCGGAGAGAAACCGUACCAGUGUGUGAUGUGUGGGAAGAGUUUCGGACAAUCGGCUCACCUCAUGAAGCAUUACAGAUCACACAAUCGCAAAUCCACAUGAUUUACCUUUUCCAAAUUAAUUCAGCUGCACUCUGAGUGAUUUGCACAUUAAUCUUUAUCAGCAGCGUUCAAUAUUUAUUUUGCAAUGAAAUUUUGAGUUUAAACUUCAGUUUCCUGAAUGGUUUUCCUAUAUUACCCACAAUGCCCUGCUGAUAGUGGUGCAGUGGGAUUUAGCCCUCACGUCAUCUCUAUCUAAAGAGCAUGAUUUAGUCUGUUCAGCUCUCAGCUCCUCAUCUGUACACUCUGUUCAAACAGAUCAGCUUCCAAAGCUUCAAGUGUCAUGCCAAUACCUCCAUCACGCCAUCACGCUCGUCAUCUCGUACAUCGCUAACUAGCUGAGCCGAGUCUCUGGUCAGAGGUUUGCAGAUUUUUGUGGAAAUUCUUUUAUUAAUCAGAUCAUUAAUACUACAAUAUAUGAGCUUCCUUUAGUGCCAAAAGUUCUGCACAGCGCUUUGUCCAUGUCUAAUUUUCAUGUUUGCCUUUUUGAUUGUCGUCUUGUUCUCCUGUUGUUUCAAUGCAUCAAGAUUUAGUUUAGUUUAGCUGUGCAGUUAUGUUAGUGAAACUCUAAUGUAUUUACUUUAGUAUAUUUUCACACAGCUUUCACUUUGACCAGUGUCUAAUUUCACUUACCAAUCCAGACAAGAAGGCAUUCAUCGAGACUUAUUUUAUUUAGUCAGACAAGCAGAAUGAAUGAACGACGCACAUCCAGAGGACUGAUAGAUAUUACACCUGAUACACCAACAAACUACACCUGAGAAUCAGAUUUUUUAACUUUUUUUAGCGAAAGAAAUGAAUUAAACAAGUAUAGAAAGCUUUGCUGUAGGAUCACGCUAGCAAGAGACAGUACGAAAUUUGAAGGUAUUAUGUGUAGGUAUUAUACUGUAAGGUGAUAAACCCAAUGUGGUCUGAUGUUUCUUCAGUUCCUACCUCACAACUUUAGUUCCCACUUCAGAUUAGUUCCAAAUUACUGUAGUGACACAAAGCUGGAAGAAAAACCUAUAACCAUGGUUUCAUCUUGUCAUGUCCUAUACAUCCUCUCAUUAAAUGUCUAUAGAGACGUUAUGAAGAAAAAUAAAGAUUAGAAGGAUGUAGCAGAGAUGAUUGAUGCCUCUGGUGCGUGUACGUAGCCAGUACAGUUAGAUCGCUUUGCUAAUCUAAUUAGCAAAGAAUAAAGCUAGUACGAAUCCAAUCAUGUAACAUGUUAAUCACACAACCGAUUUUCACACUGAUUAGUGUGUUAUUUAAUAUGUGUUUAGCAACAGUAGCACCGCUACACACACGAGAAAAACUCCAAGCGUAACGAAUGACUUGUCGUCCGUUAGUGUGAACGUAGGAUUAGACUGUACAGCCCUGCAAAGUAUCUGAGUUUCUGUAUGAGAAGUUUAUAACAAUUAUAUACAGCAUUUUUACAGAUAAAAUAACAGUAAUGUUUCACA